Molecule: messenger RNA, 1272 nt
Organism: Scedosporium apiospermum
Lineage: Eukaryota; Fungi; Ascomycota; Sordariomycetes; Microascales; Microascaceae
Exons: 3
Coding region: 1-1272 (423 amino acids)
Source: RefSeq, a predicted model, not a curated record
AUGCGCCUCCCGUCGUGGCUAGUAUGGUAUAAGAAACCCGAGUAUCGGGAUAUCAGGGAAUACUCGACCGCAGUCGGCACAGGAAGGCGCCCAAUCAGUCCUGAUGGCCGUGGCAAAACCGCCAUCCCGAGUCGUCUCAGCCUCGAAAAGGUCCUCGCCAAUGAGACAUGUAGCCCGAUGUCCCUCUACGACUUUUACAUGUAUCUUAAGCACAUCGAAUACUCACCCGAGAACCUCGAGUUUUACGUCUGGUUCAAGAACUAUGAGUCGAGAUUCGUCAAGCCAAAGCAGGCUGGAACGGGAAGCCUCAAGGAGAAGGAUACUCAGUCGCUCCUCGCCACGACCGUAACCGAAACCGAAGUCGAGCGUGUGUCCUCUGAAAAUGGCGCUGAUUUGUCCUAUGAUCCGGAGCUGGCCAAGGAAACCCUCGGCCAAAUCGAACUUCUCAUUGGUAGCGCUGCCAUGUGCACAAUGAACGGAUGCAACAACAAGCCCACCAUCACCGACCGCGUCAAAGCCUUCGCCGCCAACGUCACGGGCAACGCCGGCACCAGCUCCGGCAACUCGAGUUCGACCAACCUCGCCGAGGCCGACCACCGUGCCGAAAUCACCGCCAUCGUCGGCCUCUUCCUCGUCCCCGGCGCAGAGAAGGAGUUGAACAUCCCGCCCGCCAUGAGAGAGCUGGCCCUCAACCAGCUCCUACACUCCACGGACCCCGAGCACCUCCGCCCCGUCGCAGACCACGUUUACCUUCUUCUAAGGAACUGUUCUCAUCGCAAUUUCGUCCGCCUUGGCGUCUCCAACGGAACGUACGAGACUGUUUGUGUGGCUACCGGACUCGGCAUCGUGCUCACCUGUGCCGGCUUCCUAUACAUGCUCGUACGGGGUCUUGCUCCUCACAUCGGAAAGCACAGCCAAUGGGACGCAUUCGGCGCCUGGCCUAUGUGGUGGCUCGGUAUGACUCUGAUCCUCUCUGGCCUCCGAGGCAGCUGCUUCUUUCUCCUGCUCUUCACCCGCCGUCAACCUCUUCCUUGGGAACGCUUCGACGACAGCGCUUCUAUGAUCUCCCAGCGGUCUGCCAUUGUCAAGAGACUCUCCCGCCUAAUGAUCUUUGACCGCAAGUUCAGAGUCAAGGAUGCGAGUCUUAGGCAGCUACAACACAAGAUUGUCAUCCAGAGCAUGAUUGGCGGUGCCAUUUUCGCUACGCUCUCGACGCUGGUCUUCCUGUUCCUGCCCAUGUGGAAGCAAACUGUGGAUGGCUACGCAGGUUAA